AUGUGCGUGAUCACACUACCCUUGCACCCCACAACGAACGAAGAAGCUGGAGCUGACGACGUGGGAGAGAGGAGCGAGCGAGGCGACGGGCGCCGGAUGGAUUUGGUGGGGUUCGGGUUGGAGCGCGUGGCGAGCCUGGAGGACGGCAGCGACGCCGACGACUGGGAGGAGCCUGCCCGCCACGCCGCCAACGGCGCCGCGGAGGCGACCGGCAACGACUCUGCUGAAGCCGCGUCUCUGGCCGGCACGGACCGCCGCGACUCCCCCAGUCGCGACGACUCACAGUCGCAAUCGCCGUCGCGGUCGUCGUCGUCGCAGUCGUCUAGAUCGUCAACGUCGUCGCGGUCAUCGCACAGCGACGGGGAGAGUGAAGAUCGAGGCGCUGGGGACGAGAGGAGGGAAGGCAAUGGGGAGAGAGAGGAGGAGAAGGAAGGCGGGUAUGACGGGGAAGGGCUGGGAGGGGAUGUGAAGGGCAGCGGUGGCGAGGAGUCGACGGGACGAGACCCGCGGGGCGAUGCGCGCGAGGGCGGCGAGCAGGGGGGGAUGGCGGAUGGGGGCACGGGCUGGGCCAGAGGGGAUGAGCGGCCGGCGAAGCGGAUGGAGGCAGGUGAGGGCGGGGGAGGCGGGGCGGAGGCGGAGGGGCUGCUGGUGCACGUGGUGGCGGACCACUACAGCCGGCGCGACAACCAGCAGUGGCACGAGCGCGAGGCGAGUCCCAUCAUCCACCUGAAGAAGCUCAACAACUGGAUCAAGUCCGUGCUCAUCCGCCUCCACACCCACCCCAACUGUGGCGCGCACGUGCUGGACCUGGCGUGCGGCAAGGGCGGCGACCUGACCAAGUGGGCGCGCGUCAACGUGGGCUUCUACCUGGGCGUGGACGUGGCGGAGGGCUCCGUGCACGACGCCAUGGCGCGCUACAAUGGCGACUCGCACCGCUCCUUCGCCGGGGGAGACGGGGCGGAUGGCGACCGGCGGCAGAUGCGGUUCCCGGCGAAGCUGGCAUGUGCGAACUGCUUCGGCGUGGCGCUGGGCCGGGAGUUGCUGCCGCUAGACAAAUACAACAUUCUGACAAGUAGUAGUAGUAGUAGUAGUAGUAGUAGUAGUAGUAGUAGUAGUAGUAGUAGUAGUAGUAGUAGUAGUAGUAGUAGUAGUAGUAGUAGUAGUAGUAGUAGUAGUAGUAGUAGCAGUAGCAGCAGCAGCAGCAGCAACAGCAGCAGUAGUGGUGGUAGUAGUACUACUACUAUUACUACUACUAAUACUCAUAUUACUACUAGUAGUGCUGACAUGUGCUGUCCUUGUUUAUGA
This is a messenger RNA of Closterium sp. Yama58-4, 1305 nucleotides long. The record is from the annotation of a GenBank genome assembly. NCBI's taxonomy places the organism in Eukaryota, Viridiplantae, Streptophyta, Zygnematophyceae, Desmidiales, Closteriaceae.